GUGUUUUUUAUUUUUCACGUAGGUUCUUGAUCUACUCCGUUUUGAAUAGUUUCAGCAGAGUACAAUGUGACACGUCUCUGUUUUUAUCUCGAUAUACAUACCUACACAAUACACGAAACGUCAAGAAAACAUGGCGCUCGCCUGGAACGACUCAAAAAAGCAUAGUGAUAGAGAAAGAUGGGUCUGCAUCUACCCAAUCUACCUAAACAGCAAAAAAACCCGUGCAGAAGGUAGAAAGCUCACGAAAUCAAAAUGCAUUGAAAAUCCAACCCACCAAGAGAUUCGUGAUGUUCUCACAGCAGCAGGUCUCAACGUUGGUGUUGAGAACAAACUCCACCCAAGGGAACGUAGCAAAGAGCUCUUGUUCAGAGGACGUAUCCGUGUCCAGCUGAAGGAUGACGAUGGUAAGCCAAUGAAGCCAGAGUUCCCGACCAGGGAUUCCCUCCUGCUCUACUUGGGUAAUACAAUCCCCAACUUGAAGACGAGACAGGGAAAGCAAAAUUCUGCUGAGCAGACCACUCACCAGCCAUCAACCUACUCCUCGAAGAAGGCUAAAGGAAAGGGCAGGAGAUGAGAUAUCUAUGAAAAGAAUUGUAUCAAGAGAACUCAACUGUCCUUCCUGUUUCAUCGGUGGUAAAUAGAGAGGAGAUAUUAUAAUAAUAUAAAUUUAUAAAGCAUCUCUUGGAUUUAUGUAUUAAAGUAUCGCGGAAAUCCACUCUUUUUUUUUAAUUCAACUGGAGAGGGUAGGAAAAAAAACACAGUUGCAACAUUUCUCUUUCACAAUUCAUUCAAUUAAAUGAUACAAAAUACACAACAGUUAUCAUGAAAAUAAUAUCAAAAUGAUCAUAUUAAAAAAAUACAAAAAUCAUAUUAAUUGUUACAAGUUCAA
Diachasma alloeum is the source of this 889-nucleotide messenger RNA. It is a transcript of the gene Srp19, whose product is annotated as signal recognition particle 19 kDa protein. Gene Ontology annotation, biological process: SRP-dependent cotranslational protein targeting to membrane; SRP-dependent cotranslational protein targeting to membrane, signal sequence recognition. Gene Ontology annotation, molecular function: 7S RNA binding. Lineage: Eukaryota; Metazoa; Arthropoda; Insecta; Hymenoptera; Braconidae. The record is from RefSeq and is a predicted model, not a curated record. The coding region runs from base 131 to 574 and encodes 147 amino acids. Gene Ontology annotation, cellular component: signal recognition particle, endoplasmic reticulum targeting. The transcript is spliced from 2 exons.